UGUCAGACAAAUGGAACAUAUCACAGAACUUUGCUAACAUGAACUACUCUACACAGAAAGCUGAACACCUUGGCAAACAUUCCAGAUUUGCAAAUAAACUAAAGAAAGGUUUUACUGCUGCAUAUCCAACACAAUCCUCCAUUCCUUUUAAAUCCCAAGCAACAAUAAUUAAAGAAUCAUUAAAAAAAGGAUUUAAUAGUCAAGCCAAAAGAUUUUGUCAUAAAAAGAAUGAUGUCCCAGGCCCUGGGUCCUACAACAUCAUCCACUGGUCUCCAGUGUUCAGCAGUGUCUCCUUGUCCAGGAAAGGGACCUGCACUUUUCCUUCCAUGAGUGCCCGAUUGGACACCAUUAUUUCUAAAUAUCCUGCGGCUAAUGCGUACACUAUCCCAUCCAAUUUUGCUUCGAAGAAAGACUUCAGUAAUUCUUGUUCCAGCAUGUUCCAGUUGCCAAUCUGCGUGAAAGUGCUCAAAUCUGAAACUCCUGCCCCAAACCAUUAUAAUGCCUCCACCUCUUGCUGCCAGCAGCAAAAUAAUGUCUCCGGCCGAGCUGGGUUUAUGUCUGAAACCCAGAGGGGACUGUUCACUGCCGCUGCUGUGGGACCCGCUCUAGGGCAUUAUGAUGUCAAUGAAUCCCUCGUGAAGCAGUCACCAAAGAUAUUAAUGUCUUGUUUUAAAUCAAAAACUGACCGUGGAUUAAAACUGCCAACAGGCCGAGGGCCCGGUUAUUACAACCCAGAUGAUCACACCAAGGUUUCAAAAAAGUCUGUUAUCCCGAAAAGCCCCGUCCUGAACUUCUCAGCCCAGCCCUUACCUCUGCCCCCAAAGCCAUCUCUUCCAGGCCCUGGUCAGUAUGAGACUGUGAACUACGCUGGGCCCACCAAGCAUUUCGUCUCUAGCUCGUCCUUUGUGUCCAACACCAGCUGGUGGAUAAUGGUACCUUCCCAGCCAGGCCUCCCUGGCCCAGCCACAUACAAGCCCGAGCACCCAGGGAAGCAGUCCUUCCUCUACAACGAGGACAACAAAUGGGUCCCAGUAAUGUAGCAACGCCACGUGAGCUCAGGGAGAACCUCAGCUCCCAGGUCCCCAACCCCAGCUCCCCAGGAUAUUCACUAGGAGAACCUGUGCUUUGUUUGUGGCUGCUGACAAGGUCACCCUGCCCAGUGGUGUACCCUGGUUGCUGAAGUGGCCUUGUCUCGAGCUGCCUUGGGAGACUAACUCAGAGCCAAUUCCAGUGUUUUCCUGAGUAGCAAGGAGGAAUGGCCAGAGGCCCUGGUCACUUCCCUAGUCAUCUGUGCAGGUGGCUCUGGAAUGACUCUUCCACAGAUUCCAGGGACUCCUGAAGCACAGACUCCACAGAGGAGAGUCCAUCUUCCAUGAAGGUAGCUGGUGGCAAAUUCCCUGUCGAUAAACCUGGUGCCCGGCCAGGUCUCUGGGGUCUGAGAGUACCCAGGUGCAGACCCAAUCAACUGCCCUUGGCUUCCAGACUCUUCCUCAUUUCCAAGAGCCAGGAAGGGCCAGCAGCUCCUUGGCAGACACUCGAAGGUAUUGCCAGCCGCCCUGAACCUUCACAUGGCACUUUCCCGAAGAACAUGGAAGCUAGUUCACCUUUACUCAUUACUCACUGCUGCAGAGGCUGCUGCGAAGUUCACAGGCUCUGCCUCAAUAGCAGAUAUGACAGCACUCUGUGGAGCUUGGGCCCCAGAAACAGCAAUCCAAGGGGCAGGAAGGCCAUCCUGUGCCCUGUGCCUACAGGCUGACACCCCCAACCCUCCCUGCCUGCGCCUGCUCCAUCUACCCCCUCGCUGACCCUCUGCACCAGUGUCUGAGGAAGACUUGUUGACAAGUUUGUCAGUCUUUAAUGGAUCUCUUCUGACUUGCCAAAUCUUUUCCCUUCUGCAAGAGGAAGACUAAAGAACUCAGAUGAAAUAGACCUAACCACACAUCCUCUCCUUCUCCAAAUAUUGAUGUUGUCCAGCACUGCUGUCAGUGGGGCUCUCUGUGCAUCCUCCCCACACCCCCCCACCUCGCUCCCCCACACCAGGCUCUCACUUCCCCACGCUCUCCCCCUGACUGUGACUGUGAGUGGCACAGCUGUGCCUUCCUGUCAGAACUUCCUGCUGACUGGCUUUGCCUUUGGGAAGGCUGAGGGACAAGGAUGGGUAUUCUAUUCAAUUAAACUGAAUUCUUGCUUCCCACAAAAGCUGGCCUUUUUCUUAGAUACUUGAAGAGACCCCAAUGGCCUUGGAAUGAAUGAGAGGCAGCCUGGAGUGCCUUGCCAAGAGCAGGAGCUCUGGAUUGAAGGGCAGGGCAGCCUCCUAUGUCUGUCUGCACGGGCCCGUGGCUUUUUCUUGAAGGGAAGUUCUGGCAGGAGUACAAGGGCUCCAAGGUCCAAUGUUCCUGGGGCUGUGCCAGUGAUGCUCUGAGUGAAACAGGUGGGGCUCCAGGGGCUGGGGCUGCUGCUGUCUGACGGUAUCUGGAGCAACCCCAACCAAUGGCUUCCGGAUCUGCCACUGUCAGUAGGAUGGAAAAAUCUUUACAUGAACCCUCCUGGCCGCUCAGAGGGCUCCACCAAGUGAAGACUGUGUCUCCCUGAGCUCCUCUAAGUGAGUCAGGAGAGAGGGCUGGGGAGAGAAAAGCAAGCAGCUCUCAGUCAAUCACAAUCCACGUUCCACAGCCCAGCUGGCCAGGCUGACACCCUGAGCUCAGAGAGUCUGUUUUGUGGCCCACAGCCUCUCUUAAGCUGUCACAGGCUACCCACAUCCCUGUCCAGCCCAGAGGUCCCUGAGCCCCAGCUGGCUAUUAGGCUCAGCUCAGGAGCAUGCCGGGGCCCCGGCUCUCAAAGUUCUAAUUUCAUUGGCCAUCGGUAUCUUUAUUAAAGUUCUUGGUGUGAUUGUAAUGUAGCCAGCUAGGCUUAAGAUACACAGAUAGCUCAAUAAAGUAGUUCUUGAAUUUUAGUAUGUGUACUGAUUACUUGGAGAUCUUGAAAUGCAAUAGGUUGGGAGUGGGGGCUGAGAGUUUGCAUUUCUAACAAGCUCCAGGUGGAGCUUAGUCCAGGGGCUAUGCUUAGAGUAGCAAGAGUUGAA
This is a messenger RNA of Heterocephalus glaber (naked mole-rat), 3082 nucleotides long. RefSeq names its product sperm tail PG-rich repeat containing 1 (gene Stpg1). NCBI's taxonomy places the organism in Eukaryota, Metazoa, Chordata, Mammalia, Rodentia, Bathyergidae. The record is from RefSeq and is a predicted model, not a curated record.